AUGCCCGAGGGCCUGCCGAUCGACUUCAAGAGCCCGCUGAACGGCGUCGUGUCGGCGUACGCGGAGCAGGUGCUCGUCUGCACGGGCAAGGACGACUGGGUUUCGAGGAUCGAGGAGGAGAACAGCGGGGACAACCUGGCUGCGGACCUGAAGGAGCUGUUUGGGCGCGGUGGGACGUACAGCGAUCCGUGGCACAACAUCUCCGUCCUCAACGCCUCCUUCCCCUCCUCCGUGCCGAAGCGGAGCGAGCUGCAGACGACGAGCGCGUACCUCCUUCCCAGCUUCAAGUACGUGCCCUUCCUGCCGCGCGUGAGCUUCGACAGCGUGCAGGCGCUCGCCAAGGGCUACCUGCUGCCGGAGAAGCUGCACAAGAUGCACGACGGCCUGUCGCCGAUCCACCGCGACCGGCUCACGCGCAAGGAGGCGUACCGGUCGCUGCUGUACGGCGUGCGCGACGUCGAGGACGUGCUGGUGCUGGUGUGCGGGCACGGCGGGCGCGACAUGCGGUGCGGCGUGAUGGGCCCGGCGCUUAGGGACGAGUUUGAGAGGCAGCUUGAGGGGCUGGGAGUCGGUGUUGCUAGGGGCCCUGUUGAGGUGUAUGAGGGUGAGACGGAGAGGAUUGCGGCGCCGCCGGAGGGAGAGGAUAAGAGGUUAUCGGCGAGGGUUGGGCUGAUUAGCCACAUUGGAGGACACAAGUUUGCGGGGAACAUUAUUGUUUAUAUACCGCCGAAGAUGAAGAUGGAGGGUGGGGAGAAGCACCCGCUCGCCGGGAUGGGCAUUUGGUAUGGGCGUGUUGAGCCGAAGCAUGUCGAGGGGAUCGUGAGGGAGACGGUUCUCGGAGGAAGGGUUGUCGCCGAUAUGUUCCGGGGCGGCAUCGAUCAGAACAGGAAGAUUCUGAGGAUAUGA
Colletotrichum chrysophilum is the source of this 906-nucleotide messenger RNA. RefSeq lists its product as uncharacterized. The record is from RefSeq and is a predicted model, not a curated record. Bases 1 to 906 code for a protein of 301 amino acids. NCBI's taxonomy places the organism in Eukaryota, Fungi, Ascomycota, Sordariomycetes, Glomerellales, Glomerellaceae. The transcript has 2 exons.